Phascolarctos cinereus (koala) is the source of this 2298-nucleotide messenger RNA. RefSeq names its product leucine rich repeat containing 18 (gene LRRC18). Gene Ontology annotation, molecular function: protein binding. Gene Ontology annotation, cellular component: cytoplasm. The record is from RefSeq and is a predicted model, not a curated record. NCBI's taxonomy places the organism in Eukaryota, Metazoa, Chordata, Mammalia, Diprotodontia, Phascolarctidae.
ACCAUGAGUUGUCGCUAAAGGACCAACCUUCCACCACCAUUCACUGGCUGGGCUAAGAAACAGAGCCACAGAAGUUAGACUCAAAACAUUAUGGUAAUAAUCUCCAAGGACCCAGGCUCCCUGUUGCCUAGUGACAAAGUUUCCAAGUCCACUGAAGGAUUCAGACUAUAACUGAGGUGUUUCUGCUAAUAUCUUCCAUCAAUUUCAUCUCUUUUCCACCUGUCAAUUACAUCACCUACUGUAUUUAAGGAAGCAAAAUGGCCAAGGGACGGAAAGGCCCUAAGGGGAAAAAGAUCACUUUAAAGAUCGCCAAAAACUGUAUCAAGGUCACGUUCGAUGGGAGACGGCGCCUUGACCUAAGCAAAAUGGGGAUCACCACCUUCCCCAAGUGUAUCCUGAAGCUCAGUGAAGUAGAAGAACUAGACCUAAGCCGGAACAUGAUCAAGAAGAUACCAGAAAGCAUCUCCAAGUUCCAAAAUCUGCGCUGGUUAGAUCUUCACAGCAAUCUCAUUGAGAAGCUUCCUGAAAGCAUAGGUCAGCUGGGCACUCUCCACUACCUCAAUCUCUGCAAUAACAAGCUAACCGCCAACAGCCUUCCUUUGGAACUCAGAGAUCUGAAGAACCUUCGUACACUGAACUUGGGUUUGAACCAUAUUGAGAAUCUCCCCACUACCCUUGGGGCGUUGAAAGAGCUCCAUGAGGUGGGUGUCUUCGACAAUCUUCUGACCAGUAUACCCACUAGUAUUGCCAAACUUCCCAAACUAAAGAAACUGAAUGCAAAGCGCAAUCCCUUCCCCAAAGAUGAUGAUGUGGCAUUUAUCGAUUCCAUAAAGCGGUUAGAAAGCUUGUACUUGGUAGAAAAGAAAGACCUCUGUGGGCCCUGCCUGAAGAAAUGCCAAGAAGCCCGGGACAAGCUGAAUAAAAUAAAGGGCAUGGCGCCAGGCCAAGCAAGGAAGCCAAACUUUGCAAAUCUAGUUAACCCCAACUCAACAGCUAAGGAGAGUCAAGAGGAGUGGAGGUGAACAGGGACCCUUUCCCUGGGGAAAGGGGGGGGGAAAUCGCAUGAAUUUGUGUGAACAAGCAGCGGAAUGUACAUCAUAUUUAGUCAUGUAGCUUCACCAGUCAAGCCCAUAAAACAGCUUUCCCUUCCUCCUUUGCUUGUGGAUCUGGUGAUUUAAGUGUUUAUUGGUUUUUUUUGUUUUUCUCCCUCUCAAACACACAAACUCACACACAGUCAUAAAAGGUCCACACCCCUCCUCUUGCCAAUGAAUAAAGCCAUUUAGGCAUCAGUUAGUGAGAAGGGCAACUAAUGACUCAGUUUCUGUAAUCUCCCCACUUCUGGACUUUGUAAAUCUAGGAAGCAUUAAUGAGCUGGAAAAAUGCUGAAGGAUCUUGAGACUUUUUAAAAGAAAAUUUACCUUUGGUAGCUCUCAGAACAGGUUGAGACACUUUCUGGUAUAGGUUAGAGAACUAGAACUGGAGAUAGGAGGUGUGGUUUCAAAUCCUGCAUCACACGUUAUUGCCCCACACACGAUUUGCCCAUAUGAUCAUGAGCAAGUCACUUAACUUUUCAAGGUCUCAGUUGUCCUAUCUGUAAAAUGGAAAUAAACAUCCUUGUACUACUUAUUCUACUGUGUUGUUGGGGUGGGGGGAUGCUUUGAAAACUUCAACGAACUAUGUAAACAUGAGUUAUUAUUAACUUGUUCUCCCUAAUGUUAUGUUUACUUCUUAUGAAGGAAAAUAUUGAAAUGGCUACUCAUAAGCUUCAUGUUCUCCUACACGAUGUUUACCGUUGGUAAGCAGUGGUGGUCUAGAAUGUUUGGGUGAUCUUACUCCCUAUUAUCUUUGUUUCUUGCAUACUCGAGUCAUGGACAAAUAGCUUGGCUGGCAGACUGCCAAUGAGACUUAGCCUCUGAUAGAAUUGGUAAAAAAAAAAAGGGGCUGCAAGAAAAGAAUAUGAUUCUGAAUAUAGGCCUACACAAUGGCAAACAAGUUUGGGCGAAGCAAAAACCCUCCCCUACACAGAUGCAAUUAAUUCACGGGUUUAUUUAUCAAAUAACAACUUCUGGACACUAUCUAAUCUGUUUCCCACCUCAUCUACUCUAAAUCCCUUGUUUUAUAGUGAGGAAAUGGAGGUCCAGCAAAGUGAAAUGACAUGCCCAAAGUCACAAAGGUAGCAGGCAUCAUAGGCCAGAGCCCAUUCCGGGUUCUCUGACUCCUUGACUGGUGCUCCUGCCACCAUAUUGCAUUGCCUCUUGUUUGUUCCGGGGGAGGAGCUGUCUAUACCAAACUUUAGAA